AUGAAUGAUGGCAUCGAGCAGCAUGAUCAGCACCUGCUGCUAUCUCUGCCUAUACACUCGACCGGACAGCCCAAGAAAGAAAAUGUAUUUGCCAAAGGGAUCAGGAAGCUAGGACGAACGGCGUCUAGACUAAAUUUGACCACUCAGUUCGACCAGGACCCGCUGUCGGGUUCCGUUUCGCCUCUGGUUAGGCUUGCUGACCCACAGAGUACAUCUCCUGAUGACGAGUUCCAGUCGAUAGGGUACAAUGCUGUUUCUGAUGCUACAGAACCCACCCAUGUCAGGUACUUGCCCAGAAAGGACUCUUUCACCGUUUCUGACCUGCCCCAUAGAGCUUCACUUGGCUCUGGAGAGGUUCGGACUGAAUUGAAAGCUCCUACAUUACCACCAUUGCAAACGAUUGCCAUCAAUGAAUGGAAAGAGGGAAUGUCACCCAUUCUGUCUGCUCAGAGUCCCAUCACUGCCAGAUCUCCAACCAGAAACCAAUUCCAAUUGGAAGAUAAGACCAUGAAUGCUGGUAGUUCUAUUAUGAGUUCAGCUAACGAUAGUUCUGCCAGCUUCGGCUCGCUUGAUCCCAAGCCCAGAUCGUCUAGUCUCCUUGAAUCCCACAUUCCACGUUCCCACAGCAUAAGCGGCUCUACUACGGAGAUUCCCGCAAACAGCAUAAUCAAACUUGGACCCCCUGCACCACUAUAUACCCAGCCUAAGGUGCGUUCCAAAUCGAGCUCCAACUCAUUGAGCUCCAAAGCCAUAAUAUCUAAUCCAUUGCAUUCAUUUCACGUCGUCACGUCCAACAUCAAUCAGAUGCCUGAGCCUGCUGUGGUUGAGCAUCUUUUUCAAAAGCUACUCUCCAUCAGAGUGUUUCCGGAGGAUUCCUUCAAAACAACUUCUCUCAAGCGCAAAUGGGAGCUCCUUUUGAGUGAGGGCGAGACCAACGCCGCCUUUGAUCUACCUCAAUUAAUCGAAGAAGCCGCAGUAUCCGUUGAAACUGCGGACACGAAACCAAUCACACAAUUCAAGUCUAAUCAAUCGAGCAGGAACAGCUCAACCUCCUACCAGAAAGAACGUCAAUCCGACUCAUCUAAUCGAUCCUCACAUCACUCAAACACAUCGCCAAUGUUGAUGGCUUCUAAUGCAAAAAAAGGUUCCCCCAUAUGGUUUAUUCGUCAAAUCUUGCAUGACGCUCUCCCUGUUAAGGAUAUUAAGAAAUUGGAAAAAAAGCUCAUCAGCCUAAACAAGUGGGUUAAAGAGUUUCGAGAGCUUCAAGGUGAGUCUGCAUUGUCUAAUCUUCUCAAACGGCUCAAUCAAAAAAGUAUCAAGUCCAAUAAUGAAUUUGAAAAAGAGAAGUUGAUAUGCAAGUGUCUCAAAGCCCUUUUGGCCACCGAUCCGUCAGUUGAAGAGGGGUCUAAAAUCAAACUUCCACUCAACUUGAUUAUCCAAGAGCAUCUUCAGGCUAUCAAGAGCCUUCCAUUCUCUUUGCUCUCUCCCAGUAUCGAGACAAGAACUUUGGCAACCGAAUUGCUUAUUUAUUUAACACAUUUUGGGCAAUUUAACUUCUUUCCUCACCUCUUGGACGAGUUUAGGAAACUCCAAGACAAGUAUUUGAUGUUUGUUCGAUUUCAGCCCUGGAUGAAUGCUUUGGAAACUACACUUGAUCAGCAUUUUCAAACCGCCAAACAGCAUCGUUCAGAGCACGAGGAACUCUUCAAGGAGUACCUUCUAGUCACUAUAAUCUUCAUCAAUCAACUCCUUGAAUGCUGUGAGAAAACGCGAGACAGAGUCAUUCUAAGAAAAGAGCUUUCUGACAGCAGGUUUGAUGAGAUUCUCGGCAAAAUUAAAAAUAUCAGCGAUGACAAGCUAGCAAGACAUAUUGCCCACUUUAAUCGACUAGCUGAGGGUGACUAUUCGGAGUUUUUGAUGGAAAAACUGUUCAGAUUAGAGUCAGAGGAAGACAGUGAAUCUUUUGGGUCACAUUUCAGCGAUCUUCCUGUCAAAGGUUAUGCCCCCCUUGAUACAGACUUCGAAGCUGGUAAUGAAAAUGUACACAUGAGUAGUCUUUUGGAUAAGGUGAGGUUGAUAAAGAAAUCCAAAACAGCUCCUGAAUCGAAAAGGUCCCUUGCUCUUCUCAAUACCAUAGCAGAUCACUUGGUGGAUGACAGUUUUGGAGUAGCUAGAUCCGAUACUGGUCUCAAUGUUACUUUAGAAAAACUCAUUGAUCGUUUGGAGACAGAUGAUACCGCUCGUCGUGCUGUGAUGGAAGUGGAAGCUUUGAAAAAGCAAAUCAUAGAGAUGAAGGAGAAUAAAGUUCCCACUCAUCACUUCGAAAUGAAGGAUGACAAUGGCCGCAUCAAGUUGUUAGAGAGUGAGAUUCAAAAACUGGAGGAUACAGUUGCAACCCAAAGAAAGCUGAUCAGCUUGUUGCUGAACACUAUUAAGCGGCUUGAGACAGAAAUUCAGCGCUUGAAGAAAUCCAAUGAUUUAGGAAAGGGACAUUUUUCUCGAUCAGCGUUGUCUUCAGCGACUUCUGCAUCCGAUUCGACAACACAAGGCGAAGAAGCAGAGAGAAAGGGAGUUGUGCUUGGCGAGCUUGAAUACAAAUUGGCGAGACAGAAGUCAAGGAGUGGACUCAAGAAAUCCAAGGUUACCAAUAAUCUCUGGUCGCAUCUAGGAGAGCAGAAGGGAACAGACGAUUUGAAUCUAAAUCAAUCUCUCUCGGGCGCUACAGUUGAUUCCAUCGACAGAGCAACAUCUCUACCCAAAGAGUUUCCAAACCUUAAAAAACUCUGUGAUUCAACCGGAAGUGAUGAGAUGAAGGCCGAUACUAAACUUCCUCCCCCUCCGCCACCUCCUGCCCCUCCCCUGCUCCCAUCUUUCCUCCAAGCUGCUGUCGCUUCAAAUGGCACACCCUCAGUGCCAUCUCCGAUACUGGCUCCUCCACCUCCGCCUCCACCCCCGCCGUUACCACCAAUGCUAGCGGAUCAGAAAAACUCUCUCCCUCCUCCACCUCCUCCAUUGCCAUCCUUCAUGGCUGAUUCUGGCGAUGCAACUAAUUCAGGGCCUCCCCCGCCACCGCCAUUACCAGGUUUCAUGUCUGCGAGUGAUAAAGAAUCUAGUGUCCCUCCACCUCCGUGUCCUUCUGGGCUGUUCUCUCCUGCUAUGACUGAUGAUCAUCAUCAAAACCAUGGUCAAAGCGAAGCUGGUGAUGAAGCUGCAUCAAGGAGAAAACUGGCAGUGAAGCUUAAGACGGUUCACGUUCACAACGUUCAUGACACAAACUCUACAGUGUGGGCUGACAUCAAGAAGUUCGACAUUCAAGAGGUUUUGGAGACUCAAGAUGCUUACAGUGAAGUUCAGACGCAUUUCAAAGUGAGGGAAUUGCCAAAGAAGAAGGCCCUAGAUGUGAAUGCUGCAAAGAAGAGAGUGAAGGUCCAAACUCUCAUUCCAAGAGAUAUCGCACACCAAUUUGGCAUUUACUUGCACAUGUACAAUAAUUUGACGGCUGAAGACUUGAUACUCAAGAUUUUACACUGCGAUAAGGAUAUCAUGGAUAAUAUAAGUGUGCUUGAGUUCUUCAACUUGGACUUGUUCAACGAUUUCUCGGAGUCUAAAUUUAGGAACUUUGCUCCGUAUGCUAAAGAUCUCGCUGACCCAAACUCAACGCCAGCCAAACCUCCGGAUGAACUCGAACGGGCCGAUAAAGUCUUUCUAGAGAUUUAUAACAUGAGACAAUACUGGAAGUCUCGCUCAAGGGCGGUUCUUGUGACUCAGACUCACAAAAAAGAGUUCGAGGAUCUUAAUGCCAAGCUCAUAAUGAUAGAAAGAACAGUGUACGCUAUCAGAGAAAGCGACAAUUUGAAGCACGUCUUGGGAUUGAUAUUGGAAGUUGUGAACUACAUGAACGACGAAGCAAAACAGGCCCUGGGCUUCAAGCUAGAUACCUUGCAGAGAUUGAAAUUUUUGAAGGAUAACUCUAACACGAUGACCUUCCUUCAUUAUGUUGAGCGAAUCGUUAGGAACAAAUUUCCAGAUUGGGGAUCCUUUGUUGACGAACUCAACAUCUUAAAUCAAAUCCAUAAUAUCAAUGUCGAGCAAAUCGAAAAAGAUUGUGAAGAAUACGAGAGAAACAUUCGCAAUGUUCUUGACUCGUUGGAAAGGGGUAAUUUGAGCGACUCAACAAUGUUUCAUCCUGAGGAUAGAGUUCUCCAAUUUAUCAGACGUCCACUCAUUGUGGCAAAGGAAAAUGCUAUUCAAGUCUCUGAGAAACUCCGGAAAACCAUGGAGCAUCAUACUCAAUUGAUGAAUUACUUCGACGAGAAUCCUGACGAUAGCAACAGCAGGAACUCUUUCUUUCUGAAAUUUGCGGCUUUUGUUACCCAAUUCAAGCAAGUGCAUGCCGAAAAUGUCCAAAGAGAAGAGGAGGAGAGAGCGUACGAAUUAAAAAAACAGGCCAUUCAACGAAAAGAACACAUGAAAAAAUCUUCUGGGAAGAAUAGAACUGAGCCAUCUAAAGAGCAACUUAGCGAGGCUCUUGGCAAGUCUUCCGCAAAAGAUAAUGUCGUGGUUAAUCAUGAGGAAGAUGAUGAGGAUGACGCAGAUGAUAACGAUAAACCUGGGAACCGCGCUGCCGUUGACGAAUUAUUGCGUCAACUAAAAUCGGGGCCCAUGAGAGACAAGAGCAAAGCGAGAGAACGCAAAACGAAGGCCCUCAAUCAGGCUCGCAAUCAAGAAGUUGCUGACAAGAAUAUAGAGCCACUUUCAGAUCAAGUCUAUGACAGCGUGAACUAUUUGAAGCGCCGCAUGACGGAUCGAAGGAAGUCCAGUGACAAGGCAUCCGAGCCAGAAGAGGUGGAUUAUGUCAUGUUGAGAGCUAGGAGUAUGCUACACCGCUUGAGAAGUACACCUGACGUCUUGGAGGCUACAGGGGACUUAAGCUCCCAGCCUGGUGAGAGGGUGGAUCUCGCAUCUGAUUCAACUGAAGAGGUGGCACAAGAUGAAAUUGAAAACGUCAGUGAUGAGGCUGCAAAGGAGAUCAUUGUAAUCAGUUCCUCCGAGGGUAGGCCAGAAAGUGAGUCUGACGCGCAGAAGCCAGUAUUGAGCGCUUCAAAACCGGAUCAGAUUGUAGUAAGCUCGAAACUCGAAGCUGUAAAGGAAGAGUCUUAG
This is a messenger RNA of Candidozyma auris, 5160 nucleotides long. RefSeq names its product Bnr1p (gene BNR1). The transcript has a single exon. Gene Ontology annotation, biological process: barbed-end actin filament capping; actin filament bundle assembly; mitotic actomyosin contractile ring assembly. Gene Ontology annotation, cellular component: cell division site; mating projection tip; cellular bud neck. Bases 1 to 5160 code for a protein of 1719 amino acids. The record is from RefSeq and is a predicted model, not a curated record. NCBI's taxonomy places the organism in Eukaryota, Fungi, Ascomycota, Pichiomycetes, Serinales, Metschnikowiaceae. Gene Ontology annotation, molecular function: small GTPase binding; actin binding.